Closterium sp. NIES-67 is the source of this 2005-nucleotide messenger RNA. NCBI's taxonomy places the organism in Eukaryota, Viridiplantae, Streptophyta, Zygnematophyceae, Desmidiales, Closteriaceae. The record is from the annotation of a GenBank genome assembly.
UGCUUUAAUGAAAAGUUCACAAUAUCGGCUUAGCCCCACAGAGCUAGCCGACAUGAAGAAGCAGAUCGAGUAUCUUCUCGCCAAAGGACUCAUCCGACCAUCCACUUCACCAUACGGUGCCCCAGUACUCUUCACACCGGAACCGGACGGAAGCCUGCGCAUGUGCAUCGACUACCGAGCUCUCAACAAGCAGACCAUCAAGAACAAGUACCCGAUUCCACGAAUCGAUGAUCUGCUCGACCAGCUUCGGGGAGCCACGGCAUUUUCAAAACUAGAUCUGCGAUCCGGAUACUGGCAGAUAAGAAUGGCGGACGAUUCCGUUCACAAAACGGCCUUCCGAACUCGAUACGGAUCGUACGAGUAUCUGGUGCGUCGGACUCACCAACGCACCGGCAACGUUCCAAGCAGAAAUGAAUCACAUCCUACGCCCACUCUUAGACGAAUGCGUGGUGGUGUACCUGGACAACAUUCUCGUCUACUCGCGCGACAUGCAACAACACGUCAAACACUUACGACGCGUCUUCGAGAUUCUUCGACGAGAACGCUUCUACGUCGAACUAUCCAAGAGCGACUUCGCCCUCGAGAAAGUCCAAUUUCUCGGACAUAUCGUAAGCUCUCAAGGUGUUCACGUCGACCCCAAGAAAAUCAAAGCCAUGCAUACGUGGAAGACACCCGGGAAUGUGAAGGAGUUACAGCAGACACGCCCUAUACAUGGGAGCCGAAGCACCAGGAAGCCGUGGAGCAGCUAAAGCAAGCACUCACGUCCGCACCCGUACUCAUCUUGCCAGACCCCGAACGCGACUACGUCAUCGAAGCUGACGCCAGCGACCAGGAAGUGGGAGCAGUCUUGAUGCAAGACCAGGGGAAUGGACUGCAACCAAUCGCCUACCUCAGCAAGAAACUACACGGGGCAGAACUCAACUACCCGAUACACGACAAGGAGGCCCUGGCUAUCAUUAUUGCCUUCAAAACGUGGAGAUGCUAUCUCGAAGGACGCAAGACGACAAUCUACACCGACCAUUGCAACCUAAAAUAUUUGAAGACGCAACCAAGCCUUUCCAGGCGACAAUUUCGGUGGAUCGACUUCCUUGAGACGCACUUCCACUACGACAUCGUGUACAAGCCUGGCCAUAAAAACAAAGCCGAUGCGCUUAGCCGACCUACACACGUUGCCGCGAUCCAAGUUGAAGGGAUGAAUCCACUCGUCAAGGGACUCUUCACACACGGGUACACCAUCGACCCCGAAAUUCCCUUGACAGAAAAGCGACAUCUGCUACUGUGGGACAACGAUAUCGCGUAUCGGAAAGGAUCAACAAAGAUCUGGGUACCUAAUUACCCUCCAUUGCGCCAGCUACUACUCGAAGAAUACCACGACGUCCUGUAUGCGGGACACUUCGGUAGCAACAAGACGCUCACCGGUAUUGCCAAACACUACUACUGGCCCCAUAUGGCAGAUGACGUACAGAAAUUCGUCACCUCGUGCACUACAUGUCAACGGAUGAAGAGCCGCAAGCAGAAAAAGGCGGGUCUACUACAGCCUCUUCCUGUCCCAGAACAACCAUGGCAAGUGGUCAGCCUAGACUUCAUCACCGGGCUACCAACUACCACAAGUGGUCAUGACGCGAUCCUCGUCGAGACGGCACAACGCUUUGUUCGUUACAUCAUCUCACAACAUGGCAUUCCGACCACACUCAUUUCCGACCGAGACCCUAAGUUCACCAGUAAAUUCUGGAAAGAACUGAUGUCUCUGCUCGGGACCAAACUCGCCAUGUCAUCCGCCUACCAUCCACAGACAGACGGACAGACCGAGUGCCUCAACCAGAUUGUUGAGCAACUCCUCCGAGUAGCCUGCAAGGACGAGAUCUCCAAAUGGGACUUGCACCUGCCUGUUCUAGAGUUUGCUUACAACAACGCUACACACGCCGCUACUGGACAGACGCUGUUCUUCCUCUGUUACGGAUGCCACCUACUCACACCUCAAUAGCCAACCAUACUAGCCACAGUC